Molecule: messenger RNA, 891 nt
Organism: Aureobasidium vineae
Lineage: Eukaryota; Fungi; Ascomycota; Dothideomycetes; Dothideales; Saccotheciaceae
Source: the annotation of a GenBank genome assembly
AUGUCACUCGCCAUACUACCUUCGCACACCCCUGUCUCGAGGCCGACUGCUCCUACCAAGCGACCUAAACUAUCUCUCAACACUUCGUCUCUGCCAUCGACCUUUGGCAAGAGCACUACCGGGCUCAGGUUAGACGCACCUUCAAUCGCCUCGCCAACAGCUCGAAACACCUUCAGCAAUGCCUACGGGUCACAACAUGUCAUGAGCCCUGAGGCCAUGACGCCUCAUCAGGAUGUACGACCAAAUUCGCGACUGUGUCUGGACACGUCGGUAGCACCCACUCACCAACAACCUGCACGUUCUUCCUCCACCGACAGCUGCAUGUCAGCCACUUCUGCCACCUCGGCCUCGACCGACUCUUCCAUUUCUUCCCUAUCUACCAUCGACUCAUUCAGCAAGCCCAUCCCCUACCGUCUCCCGUUCAAUCAUCACUCCAUCCUCACUAACGGCCCGCAUGGUUGCAUCCGCCGUCGCAAAUCCUUCUCCAGUACGCGACCCAUGUUCCCUUCGCCAAAGAAGGUGUCGUUCCGUGCACCCUUGACCGAAGACAUACGCAAUGACAUCUACACCCUGGCACAAUCUGACUUCGACUUUCGUUCGACCUCUCCAACCGCCAUAGAGCCACUGCCUUCAGGCCAUGGCCACUACAUCCAAAGCCAACAAAAACAUAAGAGAGCAGCUACCCUGCCGAUCAGAACUCCCGCAUCACCUGCCUGCGGAGACAAACGCGACUCUUCAUCCGAAGACGAUUCAGAUAGCGAUAUUUGUCCUUCAACGCCCAUCACACGGACAAGCAAGAAACCUCGGGAAUGGGUAUGGACUCUGGGCCCUAUUGCCCAAAUCACACCGCCGCCAUCUUCAAGUCCCAUCGACAAUGAGAGCCACUUAUGA